This is a messenger RNA of Racocetra fulgida, 165 nucleotides long. The record is from the annotation of a GenBank genome assembly. NCBI's taxonomy places the organism in Eukaryota, Fungi, Glomeromycota, Glomeromycetes, Diversisporales, Gigasporaceae.
UCUGGUGAAAAUAAAUGUACUGAUAAAAUUCCGGAUAUUAGACCUUUAGGAUAUCCAUUUGAUAGACCGUUUAAAAAUAAUUCUUAUAAACAAACUUUUGAAGGAUUAAGUAAUGUAGCUAUUAGGGAUUUUACUAUUGUAUGGACUGACACUGAUUUUCGAGAA